GUCAGACCUUCGCCUCAAAUCAAACGCCGUCUUUGGAUCAAUUUUGUAGGCCUUACACUAAUAAACAACAGGACAAGAAGAACACUAGACAGCAAUCAUGACAUAGCCCACCACUUAAGGAGCGGAUUCCAGACGGUCCUCAGGAAACGGUCCAGGAGGGUGGUGGAGCGGAGGAUGGAGGUGCCAGGCCCGUCGAGCGGAAGAGGGCCUAGAGACUGUGGUAGGACGGGAGGCCAGGACGGAGCAGGCAGUGCAGGUGACCAGGGCGGAGCAGACGACCCAUCAGAGAAGCGUGGCCUCCUUGGUGUUAUCAAGGGACAAACUGCAGACUGCAAAAUCCUAACAUUUACUCAAUUUCUGUUGGAGAAAUGGGGAAGUACUGCUGUGGAUGUUGCACCUACUUCUUGACUGAAGAUGAGAGGAACGCCAUCGCCAUAAAUAAGGAAAUCCAACAUAUCCUUGCAGAGCAGAGGAAAAAAGAACGGAAAGAAAUCAAGUUGCUUUUAUUAGGCACGGGAGAAAGUGGAAAGACAACGUUUACGAAGCAAAUGAGGAUUAUUCAUGGCAAGGACUUCUCAACUGACGAGAAGCGUAGCUACACUAAACUGGUUUUCCAGAAUAUCUUACAAGCUAUGAGUGCAAUAACAGAAGCCAUGAACACGCUAAAGAUUCCCUACUCCAACCCACAGAACGAGGUUUAUGCCCAGUGGUUCAAGGAUUUGGACAUACAUCAGAUAACACAGCUGCAGAGAAAUUACAUAGAGGCUAUUCGUCAACUAUGGGAAGACCAAGGCGUUAAGAUCUGCUAUGGACGGCGCAGAGAGUAUCAGCUACUAGACUCCACUAAGUACUUUAUUGGUGACUUGGAUCGCAUCACAGCCGAAGGCUACAUCCCAACAAAUCAAGAUAUUCUUCAAGUCCGAUUCCCCACUUCCGGCAUCAUAGACUAUUGCUUUGAAUUGGAGAAGAUGACUCUCAGGAUUGUAGAUGUCGGUGGUCAGAGAGGACAGAGAAAGAAGUGGAUCCAUUGCUUUGAAAAUGUGACAUCGCUCAUAUUUCUAGCCUCCAUGAGCGAGUACGACCAACUUCUGGAGGAGAAUAACAAGGAUAACCGUAUGCAGGAGAGCUUGUCACUGUUCUACACGACCAUCCACUCAAAGUGGUUUGCUAAUUCCUCUGUCAUCCUGUUCCUGAACAAAAAAGACAUCCUGGCUGAAAAGAUUCAGUUCUCAGAUCUAAAAACAUACUUUCCAGAAUUUAAAGGUAAACGUCGGGACGCUCAAGAUGCCAUGGAUUUCAUCAGAAGUUUAUAUAUACAGAAUGCAGUUUCCAAAGAGACAAAGAGCUCCAAACAAAUCUACUUGCACUUCACCUGCGCCACGGACACCAAAAACAUCCGCAAAGUCUUCUCCGACGUCAAAGACACUGUCCUUGUCAAGGUCUUAAACGAUUUUGGAGUUAUCUAAUGAGCCCUAAAUGCACCUUCAGUUUGCAUACUCAUCAGCCAAAUGAAUGUGUUAUCAUUAUUUAUUGCUCAACUACCAAGACGUUUGUGGGUGCGAGUUCUAAAACAGUAAUCAAAAUAAAGAUGAAAAACCGCACUCUCUAUGGUUGCAUCUCAUAUAUAUUUAUUAUACUAUGUCCACACAGACGCGUUUCAGCCUAAGCCAUCAUCAGUGAGUGUGUGGUGUGAAACAACAAAGAGAUUGCUUUUAAACAUCACAGGUGAACCCCAUUAACAUCCAAUCAGCAAAGUCAUGUGCAAGUUACCAACAUAAAGACACACAAAGAGUAACAACAAAACAAACCGCUCACAUGUAACCCUUAUAAACAAUUACAAAAAUAAAUAAUAAUAAGGAAAAGUAUAAGAAAAUAAAUAAAUAAAAAUAAAACGGAAACAAACAACAGAUUAAACACAAGAAAUUAAUAAACUUAAUUACAAAUUAAAAUGUUUACAAGAAACAAUUUAACGUCAGUUCUUCAUUUAAACCAUUUGGGUAUACCGUUUGAAGCGUAUAAAUCCCAAAAGCUUUUCGUUGAAAGAGAUAGCGUUCCCUAUCUCCACCCUUGGAAAGACUUAACUAACUCGAUGCCUUGAAAUUGCAUUUAUUGGGUGAAAUGACUCUGUCUGUCCUUUAUCAGAAAUUUCAUUAAAACUUCCACACGAUCUCAUUUAUGUGAAGUGAUGAUGUGUGUUUAUU
This is a messenger RNA of Pimephales promelas (fathead minnow), 2201 nucleotides long. RefSeq names its product guanine nucleotide-binding protein subunit alpha-14. Gene Ontology annotation, molecular function: G-protein beta/gamma-subunit complex binding; G protein-coupled receptor binding; GTPase activity. NCBI's taxonomy places the organism in Eukaryota, Metazoa, Chordata, Actinopteri, Cypriniformes, Leuciscidae. Gene Ontology annotation, biological process: phospholipase C-activating dopamine receptor signaling pathway; adenylate cyclase-modulating G protein-coupled receptor signaling pathway. The record is from RefSeq and is a predicted model, not a curated record. Gene Ontology annotation, cellular component: cytoplasm; heterotrimeric G-protein complex.